Molecule: messenger RNA, 525 nt
Organism: Ustilaginoidea virens
Lineage: Eukaryota; Fungi; Ascomycota; Sordariomycetes; Hypocreales; Clavicipitaceae
Exons: 3
Coding region: 1-525 (174 amino acids)
Biological process (GO): protein insertion into mitochondrial inner membrane
Cellular component (GO): TIM22 mitochondrial import inner membrane insertion complex
Molecular function (GO): transmembrane protein transporter activity
Source: RefSeq, a predicted model, not a curated record
AUGAGUCUCCCCCCCGGCCCUCCCAGCGGCGACGCCAAGCCGUCCCUCGGCGCAAGCCAGGAUCCAGGAGUCAAAGCCGUGCAAGCUGCGAUGGAGUCCUGUCUCGGCAAGUCCAUCAUGUCCGGAGUAAUGGGUUUCGGCAUGGGCGGCCUGUUUGGCAUGUUCAUGGCCUCGAUGUCUUACGACACCCCCUUCGGCAGCCCAGUCACCAACAGCGCCGGCCAAAACAUGUCGUCGCUCCCCCUCCGCCAGCAGCUCAAGGUCGGGUUCAAAGACAUGGGCACGCGCUCGUUCUCCAUGGCCAAGAACUUUGGCAAGGUCGGCGCCCUCUUCUCCGGCAUCGAGUGCGGCAUCGAGGGCUUGCGCGCCAGGAACGACUUGGCCAACGGCGUCGCGGCGGGCUGCGUGACGGGCGCGAUCCUGGCCAAGAAUGCUGGGCCGCAGGCCAUGGCUGGCGGGUGCGUGGCCUUUGCGGCCUUUAGCGCCGCCAUUGAGGCGUACAUGAGGCAGCCCAAGGAGGAGUAA